GCAAUUGAUCAGGCGAAUGUGAUUUUUGCUAAUUCGGAUGCUAGUAAAGCUCAACAAAAUCAAACAACGUCCUUAAUUCCUCAAUAUUUCACAAUUCUCUGUUCAGUAACAACAAACAACCUACGUGCAGCAGCACAGCGUUCUAAAUUUGGUGAAAUUUGGGGUCUUGUAUGGCAAGCUAUACAACUCGCUGUUGAAUAUGAAGAUAAUGAGAUAGAACAAUGGUUAAAAUCUUUUAUUAAUCAAAAAAACCGUUUUUUAGCACAAAAUAAAAAGCCUGAAGACAGUGAAAAAGAGAAUAAUUCUACAAUUGUAAAUCCUCUAAUUACCAGCUGUGGCAAAACUGGGUACAAUAGUACAAGAUGUCAAGAGAAAGGUAGCUAG
Messenger RNA from Racocetra persica, 384 nucleotides. NCBI's taxonomy places the organism in Eukaryota, Fungi, Glomeromycota, Glomeromycetes, Diversisporales, Gigasporaceae. The record is from the annotation of a GenBank genome assembly.